This is a messenger RNA of Parnassius apollo (apollo), 369 nucleotides long. Lineage: Eukaryota; Metazoa; Arthropoda; Insecta; Lepidoptera; Papilionidae. The record is from the annotation of a GenBank genome assembly.
AUGGAUGAUUUUGAAGACUUUGAAAUAACAAAUGAUGAUUUGACGCGGAUUGAAGAAAUAGAAAUUUCCUUGCUCAAUAGUAGCUUUCACCUAAGUUCGGAGCCUGAGGAAGAGUAUGACUUACAACCACAUUUACGAAAGCGACGUCGACGAGUUCUGUCCAUUAGUGACACGAGUGACAUUGAACUUGAAAAUGGUGUGCCAAAUACUUCUGGUCACACCGCGUCGCUCCCUGUAUCAUCUACCGUGUGGCACCAACCAAAAGGUAAUCAGCGUCGGAUUAUCCCCUACACUGAAUUCCCAGGAUUAGAUCCACGAGUUGUAAGGGAAAUGAUCGAUAAGACCCCGGCAGAUUUCUAUCAUUUUUAG